AUUUGGAAAUAAGGAAACUUCCAAGACGGAGAGGAAGAAGAGGUUUGCCGAGUAUUCUACAACAGUUAGGAGGAGGAAGGAAGAGAUGGAGGUAACAACCGACGAGGUUUUGCCGGAGGUUAACGCCUCCGCGGUAACGGAUAAUCUUGAUCGGAACGAGCUUGUGGAGUCGUCGAACGCCGUCGUUCUUGCUGAGGAGAGGAAGAUUGGAGAAGCGGAGAAUCGUGAAGAGAGCGAGACGCCUCCAGAGGAUGACAUUUGUCCGAUCUGUUUCAGCUCUUUUACGGUUCCUUGUCGUGGGAAUUGUGGUCAUUGGUAUUGCGGAAAUUGUAUCUUGCAGUACUGGAACUAUGCUGCAGUAUCUAGGCCUUGUAAGUGUCCUAUGUGUGUUCGGCUCAUCACUAAGUUGUCACCAGAAGCAUCUUUGCUAGAGCGUCAGGAGCAAGAGGUUAAGGAGGUUCUUGAUAAAGUCCGUAGGUAUAACCGUCUCUUUGUUGGAGGUUUAACUGGCUUUGUUCAGAAGGUGCACGAGCUGCCUUUUCUAAUGAAGAGAAUGGUGUGGCAUAUGAUGGAUACAGAUGUGAACAAUCUCUAUUUUCACGAAGUGCGCAUCUUUGCAAUGUUCAUGAGUACCCUUUACACUGCCGCAGAGUUUAACUUCAUCCCAACGGGCGGGUUCAGAAUAGUGACAGUUUUUGACUAUGCUGCCAUAGCUAUGAUCCUGAUUCUGCGCUUAGUAGGGAUCUAUCGGAGGAGACGCCUUGCUCAGCAGGUUAGACAUCUAGCAGCUGCAGUAAUCGAGGAGGAGCCGGAAAGAGAUUUAAGGGAAAAAUAGUAACAGACAAGUGAAUUUUAUGAAGUCUUGUGCAGUUUGAUCCUUGUGGAUAUGAAUGGUAGAUCAUAGAAACCUCGAGUUUGUGCAGUUUAACAUAGAAUAAGAUUCCAGAUGUUAUUACAGUAAAAAAGAAAGUGAUGGGAAAAUAGUUAUCUCUGAAAAAAGUUUUAAUCUUAAAAGGAUCUUGGUUAGAUGAUCAAAGGGUUUGAACAAAAGAGUAGAAGUGAAUAUUCUAAAAGAGAGUGAUGAUGAGUGGUCUAUGUAAAGUUGCAGAUUUAAAAUUUUAGCUUCGAAAUUUCCAUC
Molecule: messenger RNA, 1138 nt
Organism: Camelina sativa (false flax)
Lineage: Eukaryota; Viridiplantae; Streptophyta; Magnoliopsida; Brassicales; Brassicaceae
Molecular function (GO): metal ion binding; ubiquitin protein ligase activity
Source: RefSeq, a predicted model, not a curated record